Messenger RNA from Talpa occidentalis (Iberian mole), 3356 nucleotides. It is a transcript of the gene RBCK1, whose product is annotated as RANBP2-type and C3HC4-type zinc finger containing 1. The record is from RefSeq and is a predicted model, not a curated record. NCBI's taxonomy places the organism in Eukaryota, Metazoa, Chordata, Mammalia, Eulipotyphla, Talpidae. Gene Ontology annotation, molecular function: ubiquitin-protein transferase activity; ubiquitin binding; zinc ion binding. The coding region runs from base 176 to 1708 and encodes 510 amino acids. The transcript is spliced from 13 exons. Gene Ontology annotation, biological process: proteasome-mediated ubiquitin-dependent protein catabolic process; protein linear polyubiquitination; positive regulation of canonical NF-kappaB signal transduction. Gene Ontology annotation, cellular component: LUBAC complex.
GGCCUCUGCCCCGCGAAGGUGGUGCGAUGCUGCGCGACUGCCCCCGGGGACACCGAGGCACCGCGAGGGCGAGGUCCGCGCCGUAGGUCGGUGGCCGCCUCUCCCAGGGCGCCGGGAGGCGGCACUUCUCCGAGCUGCAGCCCCUGCCUGGGGGGGAUGGGCGCAACCAGGCCGGAUGGACGAGAAGACCAAGAAAGCCGAGGAGAUGGCCCUGAGACUCACCCGAGCAGUGGCAGGCGGGGAUGAACAGGCGGCUGUGGAAUGUGCCAUCUGGCUGGCAGAGCAACGGGUGCCUCUGAGUGUGAAGCUGAAGCCCGAGGUCUACCCCUCACAGGACAUCAGGCUGUGGGUGAGUGUGGAGGAUGCGCAGAUGCACACCGUCACCAUCUGGCUCACCGUGCGCCCUGAUAUGACGGUGGCUUCCCUCAAGGACAUGGUAUUCCUGGACUAUGGCUUCCCACCAACCCUGCAGCAGUGGGUGAUUGGGCAGCGCUUGGCCAGGGACCAGGAGACCCUGCACUCACACGGGGUACGGCGGAAUGGGGACAGUGCCUACCUGUAUCUGCUGUCUGCUCGCAACACCUCACUCAACCCUCAGGAGCUGCAGCGGGAGCGGCAGUUGCGGAUGCUGGAAGAUCUGGGCUUCAAGGACCUCACGCUGCAGUCACGGGGUCCCCUGGAGACUGGUCCACCGAAGCCUGGGGUCCCCCAGGAGCCAGGGCGGGGGCAGCCAGAUGCUGUGCCUGAGCCCCCACCGGUGGGCUGGCAGUGCCCCGGGUGCACCUUCAUCAACAAGCCCACGCGGCCAGGCUGCGAGAUGUGCUGCCGGGCACGGCCUGAGGCCUACCAAGUCCCGGCCUCAUACCAGCCUGAUGAGGAGGAGCGAGCACGUCUGGCCAGCGAGGAGGAGGCGCUGCGCCAGUACCAGCAGCGGAAGCAGCAGCAGCAGGAGGGGAACUACCUGCGGCACGUCCAGCUGGACCAGAGGAGCCUGGUGCUGAAUGCUGAGCCCGCCGAGUGCCCCGUGUGCUACUCGGUGCUGGGGCCUGGUGAGGCGGUGGUGCUGCGUGAGUGUCUGCACAUCUUCUGCAGGGAGUGUCUGCAGGGCACCAUCCGCAACAGCCAGGAGGCAGAGAUCACCUGCCCUUUCAUUGAUACCAACUACUCAUGCUCGAGCAAGCUGCAGGAGAGAGAGAUCCGAGCGCUCCUCCCCCCUGAGGAUUACCAGCGUUUCCUGGACCUGGGCAUCUCCAUUGCUGAAAACCGCAGUGCCUUCAGCUACCACUGCAAGACCCCAGACUGCAAGGGAUGGUGCUUCUUCGAGGAUGAUGUCAAUGAGUUCACCUGCCCCGUGUGUUCCCACAUUAACUGCCUGCUCUGCAAGGCCAUUCACGAAAAGAUGAACUGUAAGGAGUACCAGGACGACCUGGCCCUGCGGGCUCAGAAUGAUGUGGCUGCCCAGCAGACGACAGCGAUGCUGAAGACCAUGCUGCAGCAGGGCGAGGCCAUGUACUGCCCGCAGUGCCAGAUCGUGGUGCAGAAGAAGGACGGCUGCGACUGGAUCCGCUGCACCGUCUGCCACACCGAGAUCUGCUGGGUCACGAAGGGCCCCCGCUGGGGCCCAGGGGGCCCAGGAGACACCAGUGGGGGCUGCCGCUGCCGCGUGAAUGGGAUUCCUUGCCACCCCAGCUGUCAGAACUGCCACUGAACUGAGGAUAUUCUGGUCCAGUUGAAACAGCCCCACCUCCGCCAGCUGCUGUGGGACGGGGCUGGUGCUUUGGCUGAUUUCUGGCCUGUGAGAGGCCUUUGUGGUUGGCUAAGAUGGGCCCAGUGGGGCCAAGCCCCUGGCUGCAUGGACAGCCUUGUUUGUGAAGGAUGUGCCCUGAAUGGGCUGUUGCUUCAGUGCCUUGGUCCUUCCCUUGGGACUCGCCAGCCAGACCUCUCGUCUCUUCUGCGCCUCCCACCUCUGCCUGAUUCAGCCUGAAAUUCAGCCUGGCCAGAGGUCUUGCUGGAUGGUACCUGAAGCCCUGUGUGAGUCCACGCUCCCACCACCCCUGCUUGCUGAGCGCUGAUUUCUCACAGCCUACCACAUACCCCGUCAGCUUUCUGGGGGUGACCCUUCCCGUCCUUUGCUCUUGGAGGCCUGGCCUCUUAGAAUUGCUGCUAAUUCUGUUCUGAGCCAGGAGGGAGACCUGGCAGUUUUUAAAGCACAGCCCAUUAGGUCCAGCUUCUGUGUCUCCCUCUUUGCUGCCAUAGUAAGGUAAUUAAAUGUUUUUCCAGGAAGGGCUGAGUGUCGUGUCUGUGAGAGGGAAUGAGAGGGUCACAGGGUCGGACUACACACAGGCCGGAUCCCAGACUCUGGGGAUAGCAGCAGAACGUGGAUCUAUCAGCCAUUUUCGAUGGUGGGAAAAGAGUGUGACUGAGCACCGUGCAUCCUUGUGCCAAAUUUGCACCCGUGUGCCCGACUUGAGGGGCGGGAUGCUCUUGGUUAACACUACCCUGCACAGGGAGAAGUUUGCAGCGUUACGUCCACAAAGCAAGGGCUCAUCAAUGAGCGUUAAGGGGGAGGGCGGACCUAGGCAGCAGCUGAGGCUUGCAGGAAAGCCUUGCUCCCUUCUGGCCUGUGAGUAUGUAGAGUUGGGGAGCAGAAACACUGCAGAAUGAGGGAAGCUGCUGCCGUUGAGCGGGGAGGUUGCCCAUCCCAACUUUAACAUCUCAGGUAAGACGCACAGCCCAGCAGGAACUCGGCGUAGUGCCCGGUCCAUUCGUCCAUUCUGUGUCUCGUCAUUCUCUGACGUCCCCGCCCUUCCGCUGUUGAGAGCUGGUAUUCGACGGUGAACACGUUGAGCGGUGAUGGGAAGCAUCCGGCAGGCCUGAGUGCCAGGGUCCAGAAGUUGGGGCAUGUGGUCGGCUCUUGCAUCAGCCCCUGGGAAAGCAUUGCCACCCCCGAGGCCAGGCCUUGAAACAGCUGACCGCAGAGGGAGCAGAGGUGAGUGCCCUCCUGUCAGCACUGGCUCAUGGCAGCUGGCAACUGUCACAGCUGAUGAAGGGCAGCCCCAGGCCGCCUCCCCGGCCCUGGGAGUGAGAAGGGUCAGAACCGCUGAGGAGAGACAGCCGCUGAGGAGAGCUGGCUGCAAGAGUGAGGCCGAACCCAGCCUGGGGCAGACGCAUUUCUCUUACCAGCUCUUCCCUCAUCUUCAGGGUCUUUCUUGGCAUCCCUUGAGGGCAGAGACUUACUACAUUGGUAUAGAGAGUGCAAACUGGCAAACCACAGGUUCGUUCACCCAAUGCUGAUGUCGAAAUUUGAAGCAGUUGCCAACAUUUUAAAAUUGAGAGAUGGGCCUCCCCGGUGGCGC